Salvia splendens (bonfire salvia) is the source of this 1041-nucleotide messenger RNA. Its product is annotated as alpha carbonic anhydrase 7. Bases 57 to 881 code for a protein of 274 amino acids. The transcript has 7 exons. Gene Ontology annotation, molecular function: zinc ion binding; carbonate dehydratase activity. NCBI's taxonomy places the organism in Eukaryota, Viridiplantae, Streptophyta, Magnoliopsida, Lamiales, Lamiaceae. The record is from RefSeq and is a predicted model, not a curated record. Gene Ontology annotation, biological process: one-carbon metabolic process.
CAACUCCAAUCCAAUCCUAAAUUCAUAGAGAAAUCUUACAUCAAAAAGCAGGAACCAUGAGAUAUUCAAAUAGAGUUUCUAAAUUCUCCCUUAUAUUUCUUGUUCUUGCAAUCUCCAUUGCAGCUUUGGCAAGAGCUCAAGAAGUUGAUGAUGAAAGAGAGUUCAGUUACGACGAAAAAAGUGGGAUCGGGCCAUCGCGUUGGGGAGAGAUCCGGCCCGAGUGGAAGGAUUGUAACGCGGGGGAAAUGCAGUCUCCCAUUGACUUGCUUAAUGAGAGGGUUCAAAUAGUUUCCCAUUUGGGAAAAUUACGUAGAAGUUACAAACCUGCUAAUGCUACUCUCAUCAAUAGAGGCCAUGAUAUGAUGUUAAGAUGGACAAAUGAUGCCGGGAAUAUGCAAAUAAAUGGAAGCUUAUUUCACCUCAGGCAAUGCCAUUGGCACUCACCUUCCGAACACACUCUCGAUGGAAGAAAGUUCGACAUGGAGGUUCAUUUGGUUCACGAGAGCGACGACGGUCGCACGGCUGUAAUCGGAAUCAUGUACAAAAUUGGACGCCCGGACUCCUUCAUAUCACUGUUAAAACCAGGGUUUAAAGCAUUGGGUGAAACAGAAGAUAUCGAAAAAGCUAUUGGUAUGAUUGAUCCAAACUUGAUCAAGUUCGGGAGUAGAAAAUAUUAUAGAUACAUCGGUUCACUUACGGUUCCACCUUGUACUCAAAAUAUCAUAUGGUCUAUUGUAAGAAAGGUGAGGACGGUGACAAGAGAACAAGUUAAAUUGAUCCGGGAGGCUGUGCACGAUACAUUGGAAAUAAAUGCAAGGCCAAUCCAACCUACCAAUGGGCGUUCCAUGGAGCUCUACAGGCCAAAUGAUAUUAAGAAUUGAGGAUUAUUUGAAUAAUUUAUAUUGAGUAUAUGAUUUAUUAUAGUUAUUUUAUGUUCCUUUAUUUACCAUGUAUUGUUUGCUCACACGGCUGGUUUUGGUUGUGUAUAUUUGUUUAUUUGUUAUCAUAUGUCCUAUUUCAAUAAACACAUUAUUAUUAUUA